GAAGACGGCGGCCGCCACAACUGGCCCUCGUGUGUGGAGGAUAAACGGCCGACCCAGCCAUCGCGGCGGCCGGUCAAAGGAAAGAGGUAGCGAAGAUCAGGAGUUCAGUUUCAGCGAAGACAGGGAAAGAACCCUUGAAAAUGAUGACCGUCGCUGCAGCGUCUCUACGGGAAGCGUAAGUGAGGACGUUAUCUUUUCCAUCAGUAACUCCAGAAGGGUCAGUGAAGACCUGGGCCACCGCCGCGCUGGUUCUCCGGAGACAGUUAGGAGAGAAGGUGGCCACGGUCACAGCAGCUCUUGGGAGAGAGUGAGAGGAGACCGCGGAUUUGGCAGCAGCGACGUCCGUUUCCGUGAAGUGGGCGGCCACCAGUCUAGUGACUCUGGAGGAACCGUCAGAGAAGACUGCGGCCUCCAUCUCAGUGGUACCUGGGAGGGGGUCAGGGAAGUCCGCGGCCCCGGAACCAGCGACCCGGGGGAGAGGGGCAGUGAAGACCGCAGCCGCCGCCUCAGUGGCUCUUGGGGAGGAGGGAGUGUCGAUGGCGGCCCCAGCUUUAGUAGUUCCUGGGAGGCAGUAAGUGAAGACCGCGGCUACGCGGCCAGCGACUCCUCCCGGGUGAGCGGCAGCCAAGACUCCUGCCGCCGCCUCGGUGGUUUCUGGGAGAAGGAAAGUGAAGACGGAGGGGUCCGCUGCAGGGGCUCCUGGGAGAGAGCAAGGGAGGACGGCGGCCCUGGUCCUAGCGAAGACGAAGGCGGCCGCUGCAGUGGCUCAUGGGUGACAGCCAGUGAAGACCGUCGCGGCAGCAGGGGCCUGGACUCUUCUCCUCCCUGGAGUCCGUGGGAUCGCACCAUGCCUGGGGUGCCCGGGUCAGGCCCUUCCACCUCCUCUGCGGAGAACACAACCCCGUUAGGUGCCAGGAGGAAAGUGCAUUUUGGUAGCAUACAUGAUGCAGUACGAGCUGGAGAUGUAAAGCAGCUUUCAGAAAUAGUAGAACAUGGAACCAACAUUAAUGAAGUUGACAUCAUCCAUAAAUUUACCCCUUUACAUUGGGCAGCACAUUCUGGAAGUUUGGAGUGUCUUCAUUGGCUCCUCUGGCAUGGAGCCGAUAUUACACUAGCAACUACGAGAGGCUGGACAGCAGCUCACAUAGCUGCAAUCAGGGGUCAGGAUGCAUGUAUGCAGGCUCUUAUAAUCAAUGGAGCAAAUCUGGCUGCUCAGGAUGAUCGUGGUUGCACUCCUGUACACCUUGCUUCUACACAUGGACAUUCUUUCACUUUACAAGUAAUGCUCCGCAGUGGAGUGGAUCCCAGCAUAACUGAUGUUAGAGAAUGGAAACCUGUACAUUAUGCAGCUUUUCAUGGACGGCUUGGCUGUUUGCAACUUCUGGUUAAAUGGGGAUGUGGCAUAGAAGAUGUGGACUACAAUGGAAACCUUCCAGUUCACUUAGCAGCCAUGGAAGGACACCUUCACUGUUUUAAGUUUCUACUCAGUAGAAUGAGCAGUGCAACACAAGCUUUAAAAGCAUUCAAUGAUAAUGGAGAAAAUGUACUGGAUCUGGCCCAGAGGUUCUAUAAGCAGAACAUUUUACAGUUUAUCCAAGGGGAUGAGUAUGAAGGAAAUGAUCCAAAAGACCAGGAAACUUUAGCAUUUCCAGGUCAUAUGGCUGCCUUUAAGGGUGAUUUGGAAAUGCUUAAAAAAUUAAUAGAAGAUGGAGUAAUCAAUAUUAAUGAACGUGAUAAUAAUGGAUCAACUCCUAUGCAUAAAGCUGCUGGACAAGGCCACAUAGAGUGUUUGCAGUGGAUAAUUAAAAUGGGAGCAGACAGAAAUAUUACCAACAAAGCAGGGGAGAAACCCAGUGAUGUGGCUAAGAGGUUUGCCCAUUUAGCAGCAGUAAAGCUGUUAGAGGGGCUACAGAAAUAUGAUGUAGAUGAUGAGGAUAAAAUUGAUGAAAAUGACACGAAAUUUUUUAUAAGACAUGGUGUUGAGGGAAGCACUGAUGCCAAAGAUGAUUUAUGUCUUAAUGAGUCGGAUAAAACAGAUGCCAGAAUGAGAGCCUAUAAGAAAAUUGUAGAACUGAGACAUCUCCUGGAAAUUGCUGAGAGCAACUAUAAACACUUGGGAGGGAUAACAGAAGAGGAUCUAAAGCAGAAGAAAGAACAACUGGAGUCUGAAAAGACUAUCCAAGAGCUGCAGGGCCAGCUGGAGUAUGAACGACUACGCAGAGAACAAUUAGAAUGUCAGCUGGAUGAGUGUCGAGCAGAGGUGGAUCAACUUAGGGAGACCCUGGAAAAUACUCAGGUCCCCAACUUUAUCGCAGUGGAAAAUGCCUCUUCUUGUGAGUCAAGCAAAGAGAAGAGGCGAAUGAAGAAAAAAGUGUCUUCCGGGGGCGUUUUUGUGAGAAGGUACUAAUCAGUGAAAUAACUAAAUAAACUUGCUUGAUUUUUCUCUUUUACUUUAAAA
This is a messenger RNA of Phyllostomus hastatus (greater spear-nosed bat), 2458 nucleotides long. RefSeq names its product ankyrin repeat domain 42 (gene ANKRD42). The transcript has 12 exons. Gene Ontology annotation, molecular function: protein binding. Bases 848 to 2407 code for a protein of 519 amino acids. NCBI's taxonomy places the organism in Eukaryota, Metazoa, Chordata, Mammalia, Chiroptera, Phyllostomidae. The record is from RefSeq and is a predicted model, not a curated record.